Molecule: messenger RNA, 2392 nt
Organism: Harpegnathos saltator (Jerdon's jumping ant)
Lineage: Eukaryota; Metazoa; Arthropoda; Insecta; Hymenoptera; Formicidae
Product: testis-specific serine/threonine-protein kinase 1
Exons: 3
Coding region: 435-1532 (365 amino acids)
Biological process (GO): protein phosphorylation; intracellular signal transduction; microtubule cytoskeleton organization
Cellular component (GO): cytoplasm
Molecular function (GO): tau-protein kinase activity; ATP binding
Source: RefSeq, a predicted model, not a curated record
AUUUACGCCGGUGUGUAUACAUUUUUUUUUUUCGUACUGUGGCGUAUCUUGCCUCUCAUCUCAUAUCUUUGAUGUUCCACUGUUUUGUGUUCUCACGUCGACGGACGGCCGAGCUUGCGGCGAUCGGCCGCGUGUCUUUACGAUCUCUGUCAAAAUGGUUAGAUAAUCGUUAGCAACUCCUAUGUGACACUCUUCAAAAUUUCUAGUAUAAGAUCCGCCGCACCGCGCAACCAGGAAACCGAUUAUAUUAGCACGCGCGCACCUCCGUGAUUCUUUCCCUCGAUCACACUGAAAUGGAAGUUUUCACGGUGUUCUUGAGUUGUACGCGUCCACGACUCCCAGCCACUUAAAAUGUCACAAAGUAUAAACCACUGCCAGCCAUGAAUCACGGUAAUAGCUGAGCAACAAUAGAAUGCUGUCGUUCUACGAGGCUCAUGUCGCAACUGAACCAGACCCCGUCCGAGGAGGCCACAUUAGCAGCCCGCGGUUACAAGUUGGUGAGAAAGCUCGGCGAAGGUUGUUAUGCGAAGGUGUACCUGGCCGAGUACAAACCGGAACACGAGACUGACCACAACAACCCCUUGGCCUGCAAGAUCGUCGAUACCGCAAACGCGCCGAAGGACUUCGUCAAGAAGUUCCUGCCACGUGAACUGGACAUCCUGGUGAAGCUGAAUCACCCGCACGUCGUGCAUGUGCAUAGCAUCUUUCAGAGACGUACAAAGUACUUCAUAUUCAUGCGCUUCGCCGAGAACGGUGAUCUUCUCGACUUUGUGCUGAAGAAUGGCUCGGUUGCGGAGAAUCAGGCCCGCGUGUGGUUCCGACAGCUUGCUUUAGGUCUUCAAUAUCUGCAUGAGAUGGAGAUAGCGCAUCGCGACGUGAAGUGCGAGAACGUCCUCCUGACGUCCAACUACAACGUGAAACUGGCGGACUUCGGAUUCGCCCGCUACAUGGUCGACAGCCGCGGUAAGCGCGUACUCAGCGACACGUAUUGCGGCUCGCUGUCCUACGCGGCUCCGGAGAUUCUGCGUGGUUUCCCGUAUAAUCCAAAGAUAUCCGACAUAUGGUCGCUCGGCGUGAUCUUGUACAUACUGUUGAACAAGGCGAUGCCUUUCGACGAGAACAACAUUAAGCGGCUGUACGAGCAGCAGAUAACGCGCAAAUGGAGAUUCCGCAGCAAGGUGAUGGGUACUCUGACCGAUCAUGUGAAGAAGCUCGUGGGCAACCUGUUGGAGCCGGACGUGACCAAGCGCUGGCGGUUCGAUCAAAUCGUGCAGAGCGAUUGGAUCGCGAUAGACCCGCGUCUACUGGUGCUCACGCCCGCGGAACAGGCCGCGUUGAACAACGCGAUCGAGGAGCGGAAAAAGCACGAGGAGAAGUUCACUAAGAGGGACUCUAUGCGAAUGCAGAGCAUCGUACGAUUGUUACUCUUCAGCCUUCAUAAGUUGGGGUGUCUCUUUCUGUUGUUUCUGUUGUACGUCGUGCUGAGUAGAACGCUGCUGCUCGUCCACUUUGUGUGCACGCACGUCUUGUAGUAUAUCCGAUCGCGAGAUUUUGGCCAAGCCUCGUAAUCAUAAUAAUUGAACAUGCUAAAUUUUACAAACGUAUAAGUAAAAAGUGCGCAAGUAAUGAGUAGUGUCGCGAGAUCACGAGUGAGAUCGAUUUUUAGAAAAGACUCAGAGUCGAGGAGAGAAAAAAGGUCGACGAAGACAAGCCACAUGGAGCAGAGGACGUGACGGUUCUCAAAGAUGCUGCGAAAGUACGUUGUGUGUGUGUGUGUUUUUGUGUGUGUGUGUGUGUGUGUGCACGGAAUUAAUCAUCUAUGAAGGUUACGUGAGAGGAAAAAGAAACAGAGGUAGCGAAACUUUUCGUCUUUUCUUUAUAGGCGGCAGCUUCUACGAUUAUUACAGGCGGAGUCCAAUUUCAAAAUCUCAGCACGUAACUGCGAUCUGUAAUGUGCUUCCUUGCAUCUUUACCUGACACUUACGGAAAUAAAUCAUCCGAUGAAUAAGUGACAAGAUGAAAUGCCACACAUGUCAUAUAAGGUAAACGUUCUAAUCAGUGACUAAGUAACUUCAUCGCGAAAAUAGAAUAAUAAUACACAUGUUAAGUUAAAGUUGAUUUUGUUAGAAGUUUGAAUAUUCGGGGUUUUAAUUGUAUAUUUUCUUAAUUUUAGAUUUUAUCUAUUUUAUAUUUUUUCAAAAAUGACUGAAAUGCUAUUUAGUGAUAUGAUAGUUUAGUAUUAUUUCUCAUUGACAGUCUAAGCAUGAAGAAGCUAAAGAAUAACUUGCAUAGAUCUAACAAAUAUCCGAUCAACAAUUCUAACAAUUAACCGUCAAUUGUUCAAGCUAUUGUCAGUAGCACACUUGCAAUUAUGAUGUUCCAGUAUUUACCA